CUGCCGCUUUUAAUAUUUCAGCAAUUGUAGAUAAAAAUGCAGAUAUUGUCUUUUAAUUUUUUUUUAUAUACCAUUAGUGGUAUGUGGCGACCAAUCGAGUGGUCUUCGAAAUGUUCCAAGAUGCUGUAUAGUAUGCUCACUUGUUUCACGAUGUAUUUACUAAUAAUUUUCACGCUGACUCAAUUGCUGGAUAUUAUCCUUGUUAUUGAUAACAUGGACGAUUUUGCCAAGAAUUCUUUAAUGUUUCUUUCGAUUAUUAGUGUAUUAUUUAAGGCAAUUGCUGUUAUAACACGUCGAGAUGAACUUAUUAAUUUGAUUAAGACUCUACAAAAGAAACCUUGCAAAGCUUACAAUGAAGAGGAGAACGACAUUCAGUUGAAAUUCGAUUGUAUGAUCAGAUCAUAUUCCAUAAAGUACACAUCUCUGGCAUCAUUUUCUGUCACUGGUGGCAUAAUAGGAGGUUUGCUAAAUACUUUAGAGGGUCAAUUACCCUUUAGAAUGUGGGUACCAUACGAUUAUACCUCGCCCUUUUUAUUUUGGCUUACAUCAAUUCAAGAGUUGGUGGCUACACUUUUUGCCACAAUUGUAAAUGUUGCGACGGAGACUACAGUAUUGGGAUUUUGCUUACAAAUAUGCGCACAAAUUGAGAUUUUGAAACAUCGCCUGCAAAAAAUGAUGAAGUCCAGUAAGAAAGAGAAAACUCUCAUUUCGCUGAAUGAUGCUUCAAAUGGAACAGACAGAUUUUCGGAACAUAUUUUACAUCAUCUAUGUAUAAUCAGACUUGCCAAAAUUAUCAAUAAGGUAUUCAGCCAAGUGAUAUUUGUCCAAUUUUUCGCCAGCAUAUUGGUAUUGUGCACAAGUCUGUAUCAUUUAUCUUCUCAUGUGACAAUUAUAGACAUCAUCAGCUUGAUUAUCUAUGUACUUUGCAUGUUUGUCCAAAUUUUUGUUUACUGUUGGGCUGGAAACGAAGUUAUACUUAAGAGUACUGGAUUGAGUGAAGCUGUAUAUGAAAUGGAUUGGAUAUUGAUGCCAAUUAAUAAGCAAAAAGAUCUAUUGAUGAUUAUGAAACGUAGUACACGUCCUAUCAAGUUUACCAGUAGCUUCUUGGUGACAUUAUCUUUGGAGUCUUACGGCAGUCUUUUGAAAGCAUCUUACUCUGCAUUUAAUCUUUUGCAACAAUCUUAAAAUUUUAUUUACUCUUUUGCAAUAUAUUAUGUAUAUGCGCACUUAUCAUAAAU
Molecule: messenger RNA, 1238 nt
Organism: Camponotus floridanus (Florida carpenter ant)
Lineage: Eukaryota; Metazoa; Arthropoda; Insecta; Hymenoptera; Formicidae
Product: odorant receptor 46a
Exons: 5
Coding region: 37-1185 (382 amino acids)
Biological process (GO): detection of chemical stimulus involved in sensory perception of smell; sensory perception of smell
Cellular component (GO): plasma membrane
Molecular function (GO): olfactory receptor activity; odorant binding
Source: RefSeq, a predicted model, not a curated record